CCCCAACGGGAGUUGCAGUGAACAGGACGACCUGGACAUCUCCCUAGAUAACCUGAACCAGCUCAUUCUGGAACUGGACCCCACGUUUGAUCCCAUCUACUUCAACAAGAGGUCCCAGUCCAGCAGCCUCCACACAGAUGACUCCUCUCCAGAUGAAGACGUCUCCAGCUGUGUGGCCGGAGGCUGUUCUCCAAGGCACAUCUCCACCUCCGUCUCCCCCUCCUGCAGCAUUCCCAUCCCACUGUCCUCUGCUUCUGGCUCCAGGUGCAGCCCCCAAGGCUCCCUGGCGUUCUCUGAUGCCUCCUCUCGCCCCCCCACUGCCGUGUGGAAGUGUCGUCCGCCGGCGGCUGCCCUCGACGCAGGGAGGCGAGGCGGGCAUGUGUUCAUCCCCGGUUACCCUGCGCAUGUCACACUCUCACAGGAACAGUGCCGUCUCGAUGGUCUCCACGUCGCCCGGCUCAGAAACCAGUUACAUGAUGGGCAGCUAUCAGUCCUUGCUCAGUGACAGUGAAGGCGACAGCCCCGAGUCUCUCCUCCUCUACCGCACGUCCAGCUCCUACAGCGACGUGUCCAGGUCCUCGACCAGGCCGUUCACCAACAAGCGUUCGCCGACCGGCCCAUCACCACUCGGCCACUUCCAGGGGAUCCACAGCAGCCCUGCCUCCCUGGCCGGUUCACUGACAGACAUCCCUGUGGUGUUGGUCAACGGAGCCCCAGAGCGGGAGCUCAGCCCCCAGUCACCUCCAGAGGCAAUGGUCCCAGACAUACAGAUCAAGCAGAGGCCCAGCGUCAGGCAAUCCUCGCCAUCUCCCUCUCACUCUUUGCAAGGCCAUUUCCAAGGCAACCAGCACUCCAUGAAGUUUGUCAUGGACACCUCUCAGUUCUGGUUCCGCCCACACAUCAACAGAGUUCAGGCUGAGGCCAUAGUGAUAGAUAAGGAGCCGGGGACCUUCGUGGUGAGAGACAGCACGUCCUUCAGAGGCUCCUUCGGGCUGGCUAUGAAGGUGGACCAGGCGCCCGUCAACAUAUCCCCUACUGGCCAACCAGCGGAAAGCAGCUCAGAUCUCGUGAGGCACUUUCUCAUCGAAUCGUCGGCCAAGGGCGUCCGUAUCAAGGGCUCCUCACAUGAACCGUACUUUGGUAGUCUGUCUGCCCUGGUCUUCCAACACACCGUCACUCCGUAUGCCCUACCCUGCAAACUUCUGCUCCGGUCACAUGAUCUGAACAAAGGACAGGAGGAAACGAAUGACAGGUCAGCACCAGAAGACAAGACCAAGACAGCUUGCAAUUUCCUCUACCUGAGUGCAAUCCCCACUGAGACGUUGACAGGGCCGUGUGCUGUACAAAAGGCUGUGUCCUCCACCUUCACGAUGGACCAGGGCACCAUCACACCCACCAUAGUCAACCUGAAGGUGUCACCCAAAGGUGUCACCUUGACAGACGUCCAGAGAAAACUCUUCUUCAGACGUCAUUACCCUGCACACAUGCUCAGCUACAGUGGUGAAGAUCCAGACAAGAGGCUGUGGCACAAGAGUUCCAAACCAGCAAGGAUAUUUGGUAUAGUGGCAAAGGGCACUGAAGCGGGUAGGGAGAAUGUGUGCCACGUCUUCGCAGAAUACGACCCUCUUCAGCCCUGUAAUCCGACCAUUGAGUUGAUACAGGGCAUACUUUUCAAACCAUAACCUCAUUCUGUCCAGUAUGGGAAGGUGAGAUAAGACAAUAUCACUGGACUGAAUGUUGGAAGCUCUUUACAUCACUACGGUCUACGAGGGCGCCCAGAGCCAGACCUGACACAGAUACUCUGUGUUGUGUCAAUUCACGGUCCUUGUAUGCAGGCACGAGAUCAGAGUUAAAAGUACGCAGAAAUGAAUAGGGCCUGAUUUAUUUUUUAUUUUUUUUGGGGGGGGGGGGUAAAAACAUAAUUUUAAAAAAAAAUCCACUGAGUAAAUCUAACAUCGAGCUGCAACACAGAGACAUGUACGGUGUGGACAUUCAAUGGGCUCUAAAGUGCCAGCAGUUCACUCGCAUUUGCUAGUGAAAGAAAUGAAUGCGUCCCAUUAGUUGUAUUUUCCACGUAACAUUACGAGGAUCACGCAACCUGAUAGUCUGUAAUUGUAAUUAUGAUCCACGUCACAAAAAAAGCAUUACAAAGGUAUUAAUCAAAAAUAAAUAUAAACAUCUUGGCAUUAAAUGUGGUCGGGAGUUUAGAAGAAUGCGCGAUGAAGAAUGAAUGAGUGUCCGGUAUUAGCUAUAGAGGCAAUGCUUCUAGAAUCCCUUGCACUAGAUUUGAGAUUUUAUCCAUUUUGAAAAUCCAAAUGAUGUAUGCAGCUGCAAAGAAACCUUUACAUAGGCUGAAACACUCUUCUAAUGAAGAUAUCGCUGACAUUGCCAAUGGGCAGUGCACUAUUGUUAAGUGACUGUCCCACUGGAUGUCAUAAGGUGAAUGCACCAAUUUGUAAGUCGCUCUGGAUAAGAGCGUCUGCUAAAUGACUUAAAUGUAAUGUAAAUGUAAAUGGCAGACAGAUUGCCAACAACAACCUUUUUGAGCAGAGUCUGGUCAACAUGCGCACGGAUUAGGCCUCUGGAGAGAAAUCGGCUGUGACGCUGGGGAUAUUGGUCUUAUUCCACAGCAAUGCAGACUGCGAACGAAUAUUCCGUCUCGUUUCCAAUAACAAAACCCAGUACAGAGUCUCCCCCAGUACAGACAUUCUGAUUGCCCUCGUUACCAAGGUUUCAAUGAUGGGCAGUGGAACUGAUUGCCACAGAGAAGUCUACCCUGGUCCCUGCUGCGUAACUCUAAAUCCGCUAGCUACCAGGCAAGUCUGCCUAGGAAAUGAUUUCCUGAACAUUUGAAGGUCUCUAGAAGAUUUGUUCUCACCCACUGUUUCCUAUCAUAGCUUUUUCGUUUGUACUGUAUUAUGGAUAACAUGUUUAUUUGAUACUGAUGCUCUGCUUCAAACAUUUGUUAUUCCUUAUCAUGUCAGAGUUUAUUUUAUUUUAUCGCAGAUAAGACGUUUGCACAUGUUAUUUGUUUAAUAAAAUCAAAACUCAAAGAAUAAA
Molecule: messenger RNA, 3060 nt
Organism: Oncorhynchus gorbuscha (pink salmon)
Lineage: Eukaryota; Metazoa; Chordata; Actinopteri; Salmoniformes; Salmonidae
Product: tensin-4-like
Exons: 12
Coding region: 138-1682 (514 amino acids)
Molecular function (GO): protein binding
Source: RefSeq, a predicted model, not a curated record